AUGCUCGGUGGACUCGAAAUCUAUCCGUACUCCAUCCCAGUCGAACGCGAGGAUGUCGUACGGUCUGGGGCGCUGACGACACUCCCUGUGAGAAUGCACCGUCACAACCAUCUUGCCGACGCCGGAGCUUUGUGCUUGGUCAAUGACUGGCGCAAUACAAUGAAGGAUGGUCAAGAAACAAAGUCGAGUGGAUCACCAUCUGUCGUGGGUAACUGGGCGAGCUUCAUUUGGCCUGAGAGCGACCCGGAAAGACUGGGACUUCUCACUUACCUUUUGGAUGUUGGUUGUUUCCACGACGACGCUUGUGAAGAGAUGACCAUGGUUUCUGCCCAUGAGGAGCAUUUGGACCUGGCCGGAGCAAUGGACAUGGAAGACAAGCGUAUCCUGAGUGAAGAUUCGCGAUCAUUGCGUACAAAACAGCUUGUCUCCAAGGCAGUUUUGGAAUGCAUCAAGAUUGAUAGAGAGGGUGCAAUGCGCAUGCUUGAGGCAUAUAGAAAAAAAUGGCUGCGCAUCAUGGAGACCUAUAACACGGACGAGAUACAUGGAAUUGACGAGUACUUUCUUGCCAGGGCGAAUAAUGGGGGCAUGGGGGCAUACUAUGCAAUGCUGGAAUUCUCCCUCGGAAUCGUUGUUACCGAGGAUGAUUACUCCAUCAUGGCCGAACCUAUUACUCACGUCGAACGCUGCAUGCUCCUGACUAAUGAUUAUUGGAGCUGGCCGCGAGAGCGUGACCAGGCAGAGCACCAGGAGAGCGGAAAAGUAUUCAAUACCGUAUGGUUUUUGAUGAAGAAUGAACAACGCACCGAGACCGAGGCCAUGGAAAGGGUACGGGAGCUGAUUCACGCAGAGGAACGGGCAUGGACGGCCAGCAAAGAACGCCUGUACACUCAAUACCCAAAACUAAGGCCUGACAUGGUCAAGUUUUUGGAGAGUUUGCAGACGGCUCUUGCAGGAAACGAUUAUUGGAGUAGUCAAUGCUACCGCCACCAUGACUGGCGACACGUUCCAAAGCUUUCCGUCCAAGACGGUCCCAAGAUUCAUGAGCUUGCCGGUAUGGGGAAGGCUUUGACAAUGGAUCUCGGGGAAAUCGACGAUAAUACGUCCUCUGAUUCUUCAUCCGAGCCGUCUACAGGGUCAUCGUCAUCUCAAACUGCCGGCAUCAACCUGCAUAGCCCCCUAUCCAGCGUUAAGUCUAUCCCAACGUUUGCAGCAAGCGAGGGGUUGCUAGCAACGCAAGCUCCAGUUUUUGAGCCAGCUAACUACAUCAGAAACAUGCCCUCCAAGAACAUGCGUUCGCAGCUGAUCGACUGUUUCAACCUUUGGUUGGAGGUUUCCAAACCCACCCUUGCGGCCAUCAAAGAAACCAUUGACUGCCUGCAUCAUUCAUCACUGAUCCUGGAUGACAUCGAGGACGGCUCCGACCUCAGGCGGGGCAUGCCUGCCGCCCAUGUUGUGUACGGCGUCGGCCAGGCCAUUAACAGCGCCACCCACCUUCACGUGCAAGCCGUCGCAAACAUCCACGCCCUGGCUUCCCGAGAGGGCAAACCUGAGAUGAUGGAUGUAUUUCUCCGUCACCUGAACCAGCUUUUCAUAGGCCAAAGCUGGGAUUUACAAUGGACUUUCCACCGACGUUGCCCUACCGAGGAGCAGUACCUAGACAUGGUGGACCAAAAAACGGGCGCCAUGCUACAGAUGCUUCUUGAGCUGAUGCAAAUAGCAAUGCCGCCAGAACAGGAGCCGGGAAGAGCUGUUAAGCAAGAGGAGUUCAAGGUUCGCAAAUAUCUGCUGCAGGAGUUCACAAGGCUUUUUGGCCGGUUCUUUCAGGUUCGUGACGAUUACAUGAACACCUUGUCAGCGGACUAUGAACGACAAAAAGGUUUUGCCAGCGACCUCGACGAGCAAAAGCUAUCAUAUAUGCUGGUCCACAUGUUUGAGAUACAUCCCGAGACGCGAGACAAGGUCGAGGGGAUAUUUAAUGCCAUGAGGCGGCCAGGAGGUGGCUUGUCAGAGGGCGCGAUAGACGUAGCCAAGAGGUACAUCUUGUCGAUUAUGGAGGAGACAGGUACCAACAAUUUUACGUAUCAACUGCUCCAGAGAUGGCACGGGCAGAUUCUUGAAAGUAUCGGGGCACUUGAGGAGCACUUUGGGGUGGAAAACGUCAUGCUUCGCCUCCUUGUGGAGACGUUGAGGGUUUAA
Molecule: messenger RNA, 2196 nt
Organism: Pyricularia grisea
Lineage: Eukaryota; Fungi; Ascomycota; Sordariomycetes; Magnaporthales; Pyriculariaceae
Exons: 4
Coding region: 1-2196 (731 amino acids)
Biological process (GO): isoprenoid biosynthetic process
Molecular function (GO): prenyltransferase activity
Source: RefSeq, a predicted model, not a curated record